Colletotrichum scovillei is the source of this 1719-nucleotide messenger RNA. RefSeq lists its product as uncharacterized. The transcript has a single exon. Bases 559 to 1560 code for a protein of 333 amino acids. The record is from RefSeq and is a predicted model, not a curated record. Lineage: Eukaryota; Fungi; Ascomycota; Sordariomycetes; Glomerellales; Glomerellaceae.
GUCCGCGUGAAGAGCCACAAGCGCAAUUACAUAAACCACCUGUCGCCAGCUCCUUCUCUGUUGCUCUUACUACUUGUGUCUUACCGUAUCUAUUCGCUCUCGAUGCGCCUUCCGUUGUAACGGCUUUUGACCAACACGUGCGUCCGAACGGUUGGAGAGAAAUUGGCACCACUAGUGAGUCAGCCCAGUCAGCCGGUUCACUUCCAGCAUCGACGGCAGCUACUGAACAUCGACAACCUUAUUUCUUCCCAAUCCAACAUCUCGGAUUCUUCUCCACCUCUUAACGUCCGCAAUUCCGCGAAUACAUUGCCUCUCUUGGUACCUAGUUCAUCGAUCGCGCAUCCUUGUACAUUUCGGCGGCGCAACAGACCUCCAGGCACAUUCAACGCCAACCGUCCGAACCAUUGACCCCGCAGCAGGGAUCUCACUUCUAGGCGCAUUCCGUCUCCUUCGGGCGCUAGGCAUCCAUCCCAAGACACCACAUCAAUCCUUCAUCUCAACAUAAGCUUUUGUCAACAACUUCCAUCAUCAAACGGCGUCUCGACAACAGACAUCACGAUGCCGCAGAGGAAUCUCUUCGACUUCGCCUUCUCUAAGAACGGCGGCGGAGUACAGAAGAAACCUCGCUCGCCAAAUCGGCAAUCCCCCACGCAGUCAUCAUCAGCACCAGGCCCCUCAUCCUCGUCAAAACCCACCCAAAAACCAUCAGACCGCUCAAGUCCAUCACUCGCCGCCGUCGCAGCAGAAACACGCUCUGCGCUUCCCCAGAUCCUCCCCCACCUACCCAACAUCAACGCCUCGAAAUCAGAAGAUCUGCACCUGGACUACCUGCCGCCUCUCAAAACCUCAGCUUGCCCGGGACACACGCCGCGCGCAAAGAUCAAGAUCGUAAACGAGGACUCACUGAACGCGGCAAUCGAACUCGCCGCGCGACGACCUGAUGGCGGACGUGUGGCGGUGCUGAAUAUGGCUUCAGAUAUCCACGCCGGCGGCGGGUGGUUGAAAGGUGCGAUUGCACAGGAGGAGGCCAUGUGUUAUCGCUCGUCGCUUUAUCUUAGUUUGCACAAGCGGUAUUAUCCCUUCAAGCGCCGUGGGGGACUUUACACGCCUGAUGUGGUCGUUAUUCGGGGCGAUAUGGCGAGCGGUCACAAGCUUCUGGUUCCGCGGGUUGCGUAUAACGAUUUACCCGUUGUUAGUGUUCUCAGCAUAGCCGCGAUUCGGAGACCGGAAGUGGUGAAGCGGAAAAUCUCUACACCUGCGGGGGACGAGGAAGUAUACGAGUUUGCAAAGGAGACGGAUCGGACGCUCACGAUGAGUAAGAUGAGACUUUGUUUGAGGAUGGCGGCGAGUCGGGGUCACAGUCUGCUUGUGUUGGGCGCGUUGGGAUGUGGUGCGUUUAGAAACCCUCCUGAGGAGAUUGUUAAGUGUUGGCUUGAGGUGCUGGGUGAGGCUGAGUUUGGGGGUGGAUGGUGGAGAGAGGUUUGGUUUGCCGUUUACGAUCGGAAGAAUGAGGGAAAUUUUGAGAUUUUUGAGGAUGCAUUGGGCGGUGUUCGGGUUUGAUGCAUUUCGAGAGCCAAAAAAAAAAAAAAACAUUUGACUUAUAGCCAUGCCUCGACUGAAAACAAAGCAGUGUUGAAAUCAAGGACAGUGUGAAGGCAGUGAACUGCUGGGCACAUAUACUCAGUGAACGAUCUCAAGGACGCGCGAUGGAUGUGACGG